AUGCGGUGCGACCGAGGCUUCUUGAGCAAUGUGCCUUGGGUCUGGGCGGGGGCCUUCCUGACCAUCCUGUCGUCCCUCGCAUCUUCAGCGUGUAUACCGGAUGUACCUAGUGUCUUGCUCUCCGACCCCGCCGUCCUGCAGAAUGAGGCUGUGACAGCGGCUUUGGCAGAGGUUCAGCGGAACCUCUCCAGUCUGUUCAUCAACACAAGCAGCGAUGGCCUCAGCUUCGCCGUUGUCCACGCCUCCGAGCCAGGUCUUGCCCUCGCGUUCAACCACGGCAGCCUCAAGAUGAAUGACACCUCUGAAACGGCCAACAUUACCAGCGAUUCAGUUUUCCGCAUCGCAUCUGUCUCCAAGAACUUGGCCGCCUUCUCCGCUCUCGUGCUACAAAAUGCCAGCCGCGAAUUGUCUGCAAUGAACCCCGAAGUCCAGCCCCUGAGUCUAGACAUGCCUGUCCGUGCAGUCCUUCCCGCGUUUAGCCUCCCAGACGAAGACUGGCGGAACGGCGGGAGCGAGAUCACAAUCUCAAUGCUGGGGACUCACAGUUCCGGUCUGCCCAGGGAGGGCUACUCGACCGACUUCAACAUGGUGACUGCCCUAAGCCGAGCAAAUGCGGCCAACAUCGGCGCCGAAUUCGCUUCCGUUACUCCAGACGGGGUGCUGCAGUACUUCAGCGGGCGUAACUUGAUGUUUGCGCCGGGUCAGAGGGCAGCGUACUCCAAUGCUGGCUUUGCGAUCCUCGGUGCUGCUGUGGCUAGCUAUCGCAAUGAUAUAGUGGGAACCAGCGAUUCCUGGGCCGAGUAUGUCCAGCAAGAUAUCUUCGGCCCACUGGGUAUGAAUCGUUCAUUUUUCGGAAUACCUCCCCCCAAUAUUGCCGACGAUGUCGCCGUCCCAGGCGUUGACAACUGGGUCGAUCUCAUCAUGGAUGGGUACAACCCUGCAGCUGGGAUGUGGUCCUCUGCAGCUGAUCUCUCCGCCUACCUCCACCAGGUCUGGUUGUCGCCCGCACCUCGCCUCAUCACGCCUACCCAGCGGCGUCAGUCCCUCCAGCCUCGCCUUUACCUCCCCGAUGGAAAGCAACAGGUAGGCUUCGGAUGGGAGAUCGCCGUUACAUCCAGCGAAAACAAGACUUACAAUAUCUACGGUAAGUCCGGCGACGCGGCUGGCUCUCAUGCCUGGAUCGAUGUCGUGCCGAAUCUCGGCUAUGGGCUCGUCAUCCUCUCCCAGGAGUCGGGUGACCUAAACCGCACCAGGAUAUCGCCCACCGCUGUCCGAGACACAGUCCACGAGAUCCUGAUCCCGGCGUUCGAAACCGCCCUGGCCGAUGUCAUGAGCCAGCGGUUCGCGGGCAACUAUACGGUUGCUGUCGACUCCGGCCUGAUAUCCGAUGAAGUCGCCACCACCUCGUCGGCUGCGGGCACAAGCCCCCAGUCCUAUGCCCUUCUCGAGGUCGAGAACGGGAGCCUCUUCAUCCGCGCCCUCCUCGUCAACGGGACGGACGCCCUCGAGGGCAUCGACAGGCUGGGCUGGGGGCCUAAUGAGACCGACGGCGCGCGCUUCUUCUCCGCGCCGGGCGUGGGGUCCGAAUUGAAUCCGUCAGAGGGGGCGGGCGAGGCCUCGCAGCUGGGGGAGGGUGCGACAGUGUGGCGGUUGAUGCCGGUGUUGGAUGAGUGCGAUUGGUUCGACUUUGAUGGAUAUACGGACCAGAACGGGUGGUCGCUCAGCAAGGUCGCCCUGGUGGAGAAGGAUUGGGGUGGUGUCGAGUUACACUAUCCGCCUUUUGAUAUUGUACUGAUGAGAUCUGAAGUGACAUGA
Messenger RNA from Diaporthe amygdali, 1815 nucleotides. RefSeq lists its product as uncharacterized. NCBI's taxonomy places the organism in Eukaryota, Fungi, Ascomycota, Sordariomycetes, Diaporthales, Diaporthaceae. The coding region runs from base 1 to 1815 and encodes 604 amino acids. The record is from RefSeq and is a predicted model, not a curated record. The transcript has 2 exons.